UAUAAACGUCGCAGACACAACCCGCAACAAUGGCGCCGGCAUUUACUGACACGCAAAAACCGGAAAAAGAUUCUGUUACCGGUAACUCCGUAACCACCGUACGAUGUUGUCGCGAGUGGCGUUCUCGCCAUACAACGUUGCUGCCAACAGCGACUACCAUCAUCAAGCCCUCCCGAUUCGCCGCAGCCGCCGUGUCGCCGCCGUUUCCUGCGCUCCGCCUCCUCGAACAGGGCCCGCUCUGUCUGUGGCCACUGAGGAGCCCAAGAGCCAGCGAGUUGCGUACGAGCCGAGCCUGGCGGAUCGGCUCCGGCUCGGGAGCUUAGCGGAGGACGGGUUUUCGUAUAGGGAGAAGUUCAUUAUUCGGUGUUAUGAGGUUGGGAUUAACAGAACUGCGACUGUUGAAACCAUUGCUAAUCUCUUGCAGGAGGUUGGAUGCAGCCAUGCCCAGAGUGUUGGAUUUUUGGCUGAUGGAUUUGCAACUACGCAUACUAUGAGAAAAUUGCAUCUGAUAUGGGUUACUGCUCGCAUGCAUAUAGAGAUCUAUAGAUACCCUGCUUGGAGUGAUGUGGUAGAGAUUGAAACAUGGUGCCAAACUGAGGGAAGAAUUGGGACGAGACGGGAUUGGAUUCUCAAGGAUUUUGAAACUGGUGAAGUAAUUGGAAGAGCUACCAGCAAGUGGGUGAUGAUGAACCAAGACACCAGACGGCUUCAGAAAGUUACAGAUGAUGUUCGUGAUGAGUGUCUAAUUUACUUCCCAAAAGAACCGAGGCUAGCUUUCCCAGAGGAGAACAAUGGCAGCGUAAAGAAAAUAGCUAAACUAGAAGAUCCUGCUGAGUAUUCUCGACUAGGGAUGGUGCCGCGAAGAGCUGAUUUGGAUAUGAACCAACAUGUAAAUAAUGUCGCCUACAUUGGAUGGGUUCUCGAGAGUAUACCACAAGAAAUCAUCGACACACAUGAACUACAAACCAUUACACUAGAUUAUAGAUGCGAAUGCCAGCAUGGCGAUGUGGUUGAUUCUCUCGCCAGUCUUGAACCAACCGACGAUGGUGCUAGUCCAAACAAGCGCUUCUUGCAUUUGCUGAGAUUAUCCGGUGUCGGACUUGAAGUUAAUAGGGGUCGCACUGAAUGGAGAAAGAAACCUGCUAAAAGAUGAACUGUGUUUUUGUUAUAGAUGAAAAUGGCCAUUAUAGAGUAAGUUUUUGGCUCUUUCCUCCUGAUUGCUCUUGAUGAAUUUUAAGGAAUCAAAGCCUAUGAAUAGGAUUCAGCUUCUAUUCAUUUGUAGUGCAUUUAGAAUAUAGAAUGAUAAUAGGGCUCUAUAGUGGUGGCAGUUUGACUAGCAAUGGUGUCCCAAUGAUUUUAUUGUACUAUAUUACCAAUGUAUGAACUCAUAGUCCUAUGUAGUAAUUCUGUUAGCAUCCGAUUAUUAAGGUUUAUGUUGUCUUUUGUU
Messenger RNA from Ipomoea nil (Japanese morning glory), 1447 nucleotides. RefSeq names its product oleoyl-acyl carrier protein thioesterase, chloroplastic. NCBI's taxonomy places the organism in Eukaryota, Viridiplantae, Streptophyta, Magnoliopsida, Solanales, Convolvulaceae. Gene Ontology annotation, biological process: fatty acid biosynthetic process. Gene Ontology annotation, molecular function: acyl carrier activity; fatty acyl-[ACP] hydrolase activity. The record is from RefSeq and is a predicted model, not a curated record. The coding region runs from base 104 to 1153 and encodes 349 amino acids. The transcript is spliced from 7 exons.